Molecule: messenger RNA, 554 nt
Organism: Drosophila takahashii
Lineage: Eukaryota; Metazoa; Arthropoda; Insecta; Diptera; Drosophilidae
Source: RefSeq, a predicted model, not a curated record
AUUGUAAAGAUUUCCUUUCUCGCUCGUGAUGAAUAGUGUGCGAUAUUUAAUGUGACAGAUUCGAUGAUAUUAAUUUUGGUAAUCGCAGUAGGCCCUGCUUUUGGCCCUACUUUCAUUCGUAUCCCUUCUACUGGCAUACACGGACUGCUCCAUUCAUUCUAUUCAAGCAAACGAAAGGAAGAUGACAGACCAAGGAAAGAAGCCCACCGGCAAUGGCAACGGCAACGGUCGCUACUUGACUGCGGCUAGCUCGGAAUGGAUCCCCAUAACCAUGAAGACCAAGAUUUCGGAGGACUUCGUCAAGCCGGGUCCAAACCGCUCCAAGCCGGGACAACCGGGACAAUAUUCGCAGUUCCAGUCGAAGCCGGAGCAGAAGAUUACCAACUGGCGCGAGCGCCCCAGCGGUUCGUCGGCGAAGAAGCCGGCAGAGCCAGAGAAUUGGCGUCAGAAUCGCUCGGCUGCUCCUCCGGCGGCCAAGGAAGCUCGCUCGACCUCCGCCAAGUCGCCUUCGAAAUAAGGUUGUUACAAUAAAACUGAACAUUCCACCGAUUUUC